Messenger RNA from Notothenia coriiceps (black rockcod), 1080 nucleotides. Its product is annotated as E3 ubiquitin-protein ligase RNF216-like. Lineage: Eukaryota; Metazoa; Chordata; Actinopteri; Perciformes; Nototheniidae. Bases 43 to 870 code for a protein of 275 amino acids. The record is from RefSeq and is a predicted model, not a curated record. The transcript is spliced from 5 exons.
AGGUGUCCGUUUUGCACUUUCCCCGCGUUGUUGGACAAAAACAUGUCUCUGUUCAGCUGCCCCAACCCUCGCUGCCGCAAGGAGAGCUGCAGGAAGUGUCACGUCCAGUGGAAGCAGCACAUGGGGAAGACGUGUGAGCAGGUCCUGGAGAGAGACGAGAUCGGCAUGAGGGUGCUCUUUGAGGAGCGCAUGACGGCGGCCCGGGUGAGGAAGUGUGUGAAGUGCGCCACAGGCCUGGUGAAGUCCGAGGGCUGUAACCGGAUGUCGUGUCGCUGCGGCAGCUUCAUGUGUUACCUCUGCAGGGAGCCCAUCACCGGAUACAACCACUUCUGCCAACACGCGCGCUCGCCCGGCGCUCCCUGCAGACACUGCCGCAAGUGCUCGCUCUGGACCGACCCCACGCAAGACGACGAGCGAAUCAUUCAGGUGAUCCAGAAGGAAGGAGAGGCCGAGCUGAACAAGAAGAGCUCCGAUAAUUCGGGGAAGCGGGUCGGCCCCCCCCCGGAGCCGAUCACAGAGGUGAAGCGACCCAGAGUGGGCCCGGCGGCAGAGGACCCCGCCCCGGCCCCCCCCCCUCACCCGCUGGCAGUCCAGGCUCCCCUCUUCGUCCCCCCCCACGCUCAAUUCCCCCCUGCUCCUCCACCGCAGGGCAUGAUGUUCCAGCAGGUGAUUCUACCCAGACUACCCCCGGCCCCCUACGUGCCCCUUCUACCACACCUGCCCCCCAUGAACAAUAACAACAACAACAACCAUCACCACCACCACCACCAUCCAAACCUUCCCGUACACCCGCCUCUCCCCCAAAACAUGGACAUGAUGGACCUGCCGAUGCACUACGGCCCCCCCCACCGCUACUACAGACGCUUCUAACACACAGUCCUGCUUCUCAUUUCAGUGCCGUUUUCCACAAUAUUUUGUAUCGAUUCCAGCGCGCAUCAACGUUUAUUCCCAGUUUAUACAGAUAUUUUUGAGGACAUAAUUUAAAAAGAAAAGAAGAACUGUUAGCAUUCCCUUCUCAAUCUUUUGUGUAACAGGUGUGAGACCACACCGUUUUCGAAUAAAGAGUCCUGUUAACGUUGG